Messenger RNA from Menidia menidia (Atlantic silverside), 438 nucleotides. The record is from the annotation of a GenBank genome assembly. NCBI's taxonomy places the organism in Eukaryota, Metazoa, Chordata, Actinopteri, Atheriniformes, Atherinopsidae.
AUGGAUUGUAGCGAAGAGGAAGAGAUGGAUGAUCAAAAUGAAGGGAAAGAGUGGGAAAAGGUGGGGAAGGGUGCUUUGGACGACUCCGACGACGAGCCGCUGAUGAAGCUGAAGAAAGCCGAGCAGGACAAAAAGGAGAACACGCCUCCCAAACCUUCUGGUUCCAACACAGACGGCGACUCCGACAACGAGCCGCUGGUCAAAAUGGCCAAAGUUUCCUCCAAAGCCGCCAGGAAGCCGCGCUCUGCAGCCCCGAGGAAGUCAGCCAGCAGGAAGAAGAGAGCGUCCCCGCAGAAGGACGACAGCUCCGACGACGACGAGCCUCUGAGUCAGAUCGCCAAGAAGGUGAGGGACCAGUACCCGAGGAGGCGGGCGGCCAUGGCGUCCAAGAAGCCCCCCCCGGCCGUCAAAUCCCAGCGGACGGCGGCCAGGAAAAGC